UCCUCGUCGACGAUGGAAGCAGGACAGCAGCAGGCCAAGCAGCAGAGACGACAACGGCAAGCUCCCGCACUUCCUCCAGCAUAUAUAUAUAUAUACCCCACCUGUCUUGAGUACCCGCUCGUCCUCCAUCAUGUUCGCAGGAAAGCACGCCUCCCUCCUCUCGGCCCUCGUCGCCGCCGCCGGGCUGUUCCUGGAGGCGGACGCGCAGACGCUGAGCAAGCCCGGGCUCCGGAGCGACCUGGACGCCUUCUGGCCGAAGCUGCAGGCGGCGCUGCGCCAGCCGGGCCACACCAUCAAGCAGUGGCCCGCCGGCACCAUCGCCGACGGCUGCAGGGACCUGGCCAACCGGGAGAAGCUCGACCCCCGGACUAUCGUGACGUACGAGGUCCUGUACCGCGACUGCCCUUCCAUGCCCUGGCUCCUUUGCCGCCACCCCGACAGCCGGACCUCGAUCGAGACGCUGGCGCUCCGCUUCGGCCAGGUGCCCGUCAAGUUCCGGCAGCUGACCAAGGACGUCAUGCUCGUGCCCGCCCCGAGCACCCACGCCUACGCCCUGGGCAACCAGGUCGUCUUCUUCAACCAGGUCGACACCAUCGGCGUCUACCUCCACGAGGUCGCCCACAACUUUGACUUCUCGUCCGGCUACAACGUCUCGGGCCGCCUGGCCGACAACCAGGUCUGGCUCAACGCGUACAACGCCGACAGCGCCGUGCCCGACGGCUACGCCCGCUCGAACCAGGUCGAGAACGUCGCCCAGUUCCCCGGCCUGGCGCUCUUCGACCAGCUGGUCGCGGGCGGCGUGCGCUCCAUCGAGCCCAACGUGGGCCGCAUCGCCAACCAGCUGGCCACGGUCAAGGACCAGGCGGCGCGCGGCGACUACGGCGGCAACGUCUUCGGCCAGAACGAGGGCUGCACCGCCCGCUACGCAAACAGCGUCGCCGUGCCCGCCGUCGCCAGCUCGCGCCUCAUGGGCGCCACCGCCGACUUCCUCUCGAACCGCGACGACAGCGUCGAGGCCCAGACUGCGCGCGCCGCGGCCGCGGGCGUCGACCUGAUGCCCGUGUUCGACGGCCCUGUGGAGGCCACCAACUGUACUGGCCACAUUUAACCGGCUGCCGUUAAUGGGUCGAGGAUCGAG
Molecule: messenger RNA, 1138 nt
Organism: Gaeumannomyces tritici R3-111a-1
Lineage: Eukaryota; Fungi; Ascomycota; Sordariomycetes; Magnaporthales; Magnaporthaceae
Exons: 3
Coding region: 131-1108 (325 amino acids)
Source: RefSeq, a predicted model, not a curated record